Messenger RNA from Aphidius gifuensis, 451 nucleotides. Its product is annotated as 60S acidic ribosomal protein P1-like. The transcript is spliced from 4 exons. Gene Ontology annotation, biological process: translational elongation; cytoplasmic translation. The record is from RefSeq and is a predicted model, not a curated record. Gene Ontology annotation, molecular function: structural constituent of ribosome; protein kinase activator activity; ribonucleoprotein complex binding. NCBI's taxonomy places the organism in Eukaryota, Metazoa, Arthropoda, Insecta, Hymenoptera, Braconidae. Bases 10 to 354 code for a protein of 114 amino acids. Gene Ontology annotation, cellular component: ribosome; cytosolic large ribosomal subunit.
AUUAACAAAAUGACUACCACCGCUGAACUUGCUUGCGUUUACUCCGCACUCAUCCUUGCUGAUGACGAUGUUGCUGUUACCGGAGAGAAAAUUCAAACAAUCUUGAAGGCUGCCAAUGUUGAUGUUGAGCCAUACUGGCCAGGUCUUUUUGCCAAGGCCCUUGAAGGUAUCAACAUCAAAGAUUUGAUCAGCAACAUUGGUUCAGGAGCUGGUGCUGCUCCAGCAAGUGGUGCUCCAGUUGCUGCUGCUGCUGCUGCCUCAGCAGGUGAAGCUGCCCCAGCUAAAGCAGCUGAAAAGAAAGACGAACCAGAAGAAGAAUCUGAUGAUGACAUGGGAUUCGGUCUCUUUGACUAGAUUUACAAGUGAGUGAGGAUCAAUUUUUUAAAAUUUAUUGUACCUUAAAACGUUGUAAAAUAAAAAAAAAUUUUUAACUAAAAAAAAACAAGCUCUA